GUGCUGAGCUAUGGCGACACCAAACUACGGGGACGGGACGUGGACCUGCUGGAGGGCCCUCACUGGUUGAACGACAUGGUGAUUGGCUUUGCCUUUGAGUACCUGGCCCGGGAGGCCUUCCCGCAGCCUGGCCUGCUGCUGAUCCCAGGCAGCGCCACUUUUCUACUAGCCAACUUGGGCCGCGACGGCUCGGCGGUGGUCCUAGAGCCGCUGCGCUUUGUGGCGGCGCAGGUGGUUCUGUUCGCGGUGAACGACAACCCAGACGUCGAGCACGCAGAGGGCGGCAGCCACUGGUCCCUGCUGGCCUAUUGCGCCACCGAUGACACCUUCCGCCACUACUCGUCGCUACAGGGCUCCAACCACCGCGCCGCCAGGCGGCUGUUUGAGGCGGCCCGGCGGCCAGGCAGCACGCUGUGCGAGCAGGCCACGCCGCAGCAGCGGAAUGGGCACGACUGCGGCGUGUACGUGAUGGCCCUGGCACGCCUGCUGUGCCAGCGGUAC
Chlorella variabilis is the source of this 501-nucleotide messenger RNA. RefSeq lists its product as hypothetical. The transcript has 2 exons. Lineage: Eukaryota; Viridiplantae; Chlorophyta; Trebouxiophyceae; Chlorellales; Chlorellaceae. The annotation marks the transcript as partial. Gene Ontology annotation, biological process: proteolysis. The record is from RefSeq and is a predicted model, not a curated record. Gene Ontology annotation, molecular function: cysteine-type peptidase activity; deNEDDylase activity.